AUGGGGCCCCAGGGCAAUAGGGGAUCAUGGGGCCCCUGUGUCCUUCCCAAACUCAAAAAAGCCUAUGAAAAAGGUACCAGGGGCAUCUCAUGGGGCCCCCUACUGACCCCGGGCCCUCGGGCAGUGUCCGAGUUUCCAAAUGGUCAGUCCGCCCCUGGUAGGGGGCCCCAUGAGAUGCCCCUGCAGGGGCGGACUGACAACUCAUGGGGCCCCCGGGCAAUAGGCGAUCAUGGGGCCCCUGUGUCCUUGCCCAAACUCAAAAAAGCCUAUGAAAAAGGUACCAGGGGCAUCUCAUGGGCCCCCUACUGACCCCAGGCCGUCGGGCAGUGACUGAGUUUCCAAAUAGUCAGUCCGCCCCUG
This is a messenger RNA of Staurois parvus, 360 nucleotides long. The record is from the annotation of a GenBank genome assembly. Lineage: Eukaryota; Metazoa; Chordata; Amphibia; Anura; Ranidae.